Molecule: messenger RNA, 912 nt
Organism: Ambispora leptoticha
Lineage: Eukaryota; Fungi; Glomeromycota; Glomeromycetes; Archaeosporales; Ambisporaceae
Source: the annotation of a GenBank genome assembly
AUGGCAACUUUAUACGAUCAACAUGCUCUUGAAACACAACACGAGGAUAUGAUUCAUGAUGCUCAACUUGACUAUUAUGGCAAAAAAUUGGCCACUUGUUCUUCCGAUCGUUCUAUUAAAAUAUUCGAAAUUGACGGCGAGAAUCGGCGGCUAAUUGAAACAUUGAAAGGCCACGAAGGUCCCGUAUGGCAAAUUGCUUGGGCGCAUCCAAAAUUCGGAAAUAUACUUGCUUCAUCUUCAUACGAUACCAAAGUAAUUAUUUGGAAAGAACAAAACGGAAAUUGGUCAAAGAUCAAGGAACAUUCGAUGCACACAGCAUCUGUAAAUUCGGUUGCAUGGGCACCUCAUGACUUUGGUCCUAUCCUUGCGUGUGCCUCUUCUGAUGGAAAGGUCUCUGUACUCACAUUUAAAGAUGAUGGUACAUGGGAUGCUCAUAUGUUCGAGGCUCAUGGCAUAGGCGCAAAUUCUGUUAGUUGGGCACCCGCCACAGUGCCCGGGUCACUUGUCCAGGUAACGGGCGGUGCACCAAAUUUGAAACAGGCAAAAAGAUUCGUAUCAGGCGGAUGUGAUAAUUUAGUCAAAAUUUGGGCUUAUAGAGAAGAAUCUAAUUCGUGGACAGAAGAAGAAAGCCUUGAAGGACAUUCCGAUUGGGUACGUGAUGUGGCUUGGGCUCCGAACAUUGGUCUACCAAAAAGCUACCUUGCCAGUUGCUCACAGGACAAAACAGUACUUAUUUGGACUCAGGAUAACUCAAAAUCAGAAUGGAACAAGAAAUCUCUUCAACCAGAACGUUUUCCUGAUGUUGUCUGGAGAGUUAGUUGGUCAUUAUCGGGUAAUAUAUUGGCGGUAGCCUGUGGUGAUAAUAAAAUCUCUUUGUGGAAGGAAAAUCCACGUGGUGAUUGGGAAAUAUAG